AUGAGCAUCACAUUCGACGUCUUCCGCGGAUCCCCGGAGGGCCGCAUCCUCGCCGCCCAGGUGACGCGCACUCUCGAGCACAACGAGGUGUUCAUCGAGACCACCCACUCCGGGGUCUGUGGCACCGACGAGCACUGCCUGAAACUCGGGUGCGUGCUGGGACACGAAGGCAUCGGGAUCAUCAAAGCGGUGGGCGCAGGGGUCCAGUCGGUCCAGGUCGGGGAUCGCGUGGGAUUCGGCUUCACGCAUAGUAUCUGCGGCACCUGCGAGGAGUGCGCGAGCGGCUGGGAUCAAUAUUGCGCGCACGCGAAGCGGUACGGCUACCACGACCACGACAACGGCUCGUUCGGCCACGGCGCGGUGUGGGACGAGAAAUGCGUCUACCAAAUCCCCGAGGGAUAUGAUUCCGUUCAUGCGGCCCCGCUGAUGUGCGCAGGCGCCAGUGUCUGGGAGAUCUUCAUGCAGUACGGGGUGCGAGCAACGGACCGCGUGGGCGUCAUGGGAGUCGGUGGUCUUGGCCAUGUGGCUAUCAAGCUGGCUGCUGCCUUGGGGUGCACGGUCGUCGUUUUGUCGAACACCGAGGCGAAGAGACAGGAGGCCUUGGACUACGGGGCCUCGGAGUUUUAUGUAUACAAGUCCGGAGGUGCGGUGCCGGAGGGGUUCCAGCCGGUGAAGCAUUUGUUGCUGUGUGGAAGUGGCCAGGUGGACUUUCCUGCCUUGAUUCCCCUAAUGGCUACGCGUGGUAGCAUUUAUCCCCUCACAGCCACCCGCACGCCCGCCUCGGUGCCCCUUGCUGCGCUCUUCCUUCGCGGUAUUAAAGUGCAAGGGUCUCUCGUCGCCUCCCGCAACAAUCUCCGCUCUCUGCUGGCAUUCGCUGCCCAGAAGAAGAUCACUCCCACGACGAUGACUUUUCCCAUGACCCCGGCGGGCAUCGAGGACGCCAUGCAGACGUUACGAGAGGGGAAGAUGAGGUACCGGGGGGUCUUGGUCCGGGACAUGCAAUAG
This is a messenger RNA of Aspergillus saccharolyticus JOP 1030-1, 1005 nucleotides long. Its product is annotated as alcohol dehydrogenase. NCBI's taxonomy places the organism in Eukaryota, Fungi, Ascomycota, Eurotiomycetes, Eurotiales, Aspergillaceae. Gene Ontology annotation, biological process: alcohol metabolic process. Gene Ontology annotation, molecular function: zinc ion binding; alcohol dehydrogenase (NADP+) activity. Bases 1 to 1005 code for a protein of 334 amino acids. The transcript is spliced from 3 exons. The record is from RefSeq and is a predicted model, not a curated record.